This is a messenger RNA of Oryzias melastigma (Indian medaka), 2575 nucleotides long. RefSeq names its product acetylserotonin O-methyltransferase-like (gene asmtl). Bases 252 to 2249 code for a protein of 665 amino acids. NCBI's taxonomy places the organism in Eukaryota, Metazoa, Chordata, Actinopteri, Beloniformes, Adrianichthyidae. The transcript has 15 exons. Gene Ontology annotation, molecular function: nucleoside triphosphate diphosphatase activity; O-methyltransferase activity. The record is from RefSeq and is a predicted model, not a curated record.
AAGCUUUAAAUAUAUAUAUAUACUUUUAACUUUUUUACCAAGCUAUUUUUUUUCUUUAAGUGUUAUAGAUUUUUUAUUGUGGUAUCAAAAGCAAUUUUGCCUUGAAGCUACAUGCGGUGGAUGCAUUAAAAAAAAGGUCCCGCCCAUUCUAUGUAACGUCAUCUUUACGCAUGCGUGAAGUGGGCUAGCAAGCUGUCACCACCACUAGCAGUCUUUCCGGACUUGUGCAGGGCAGCUCAACAAAGGCCACCAUGGUGCUGAACCCAGUCAUCUCCAAGCUCGCUGGUAAACUGGUUGUGCUGGCCAGCGCCUCCCCUAGACGGCAGGAGAUACUCCGCAAUGCUGGUUUACGCUUUGAGGUUGUACCGUCAUGGUUUAAAGAAACCCUGGAUAAAGGUCUUUUCAAAGCGCCUCACGAGUAUGCUGUUGAGACAGCUAAGCAGAAAGCCCUGGAGGUGGCGAGGAGGAUGCCAUUUAAACACCUGAAAACUCCUGACAUAGUAAUUGGGGCAGAUACAAUUGUGGCUGUGAAUAGUUUGAUUCUAGAGAAGCCAGUGGACAAACAGGACGCUUACAAGAUGCUUUCAAGCCUGAGUGGUAAAGAGCACAGUGUUUUUACUGGUGUCGCUAUCGUACUCUGCCAUGACAAAGACAAUCAGGAGGUGGACUACCAGAUGAUAGCCUUCUACGAAGAAACAAAGGUGAAGUUUGCUGAUCUGUCAGAAGAUAUGCUGUGGGAAUACAUCAAUAGUGGUGAACCCAUGGACAAGGCAGGCGGCUACGGUAUUCAAGCUCUUGGUGGCAUGCUUGUGGAGUAUGUCCACGGAGACUUCCUGAAUGUUGUGGGUUUCCCCCUCAACCAUUUCUGCAAGCAGCUUGACAUUAUUUACAACCAUUCCUCUUCCUUUGCCGUUGAGAAAAAGGGGUCCGCCCACCCACUCCCCAACGGCUCGCUUGGAAUAUCAAUACUCGACCAGCACAGCUUGCAGAAAGGCUCUGAAGCAGAGAAACACCGCUCACCCGACAGCUCCUCUCCUAAGCUAACGCAGCACAUCCAGAACAGUUCUACAAGCAGUCCUGCUCAUAAGGUAAAAAGGACAAGCUAUGAGAGUGGAGUGGGUUCUCAGUCAGUGGUCAGCAACUCGUCAAAACACAAUGAUGGAGAAUCAAGUAGACUCACACAACUGAACAGACAACAGCAAACGGAGCAAAGAGGGACAGAAAACCAGCCUAAAACACAAGAUUUGAAGAGAAUCUGUGAGCUGAUGGAUGGAUUCAAAGCAUCAAAGGCCCUUUUCACAGCGUCCAAGUUUUGCAUGUUCGACUUGUUACAUAACAAACCUGGGCUGGAUGCUGCAGAGGUGGCUGAAGAGAUCAAAGCGUCUGUCAAAGGAACCGAGUGUCUGCUGGAGGCGUGUGUGUCUCUGGGACUGUUAAAGAUUAAAGACAAAGCUCACCCAAAGCCGUUGUUUGAGAACACAGAUUUAGCCACAAGUUUCUUGCGUUCAGAUGCUCCCUUUUCUCUGCACGGAUACAUUCAGCACUGUAGUGAAACUCUGUGGCCUCUUUUUUCUCAUCUCGAGAGCGCCGUGCAAGAAGGAGUCAGCCAACACCAGAGAGUUAAAAGACAAAAAGAAUUAUGUCAGGAUCCUGUCUGCAGCAGCCAAGAAUUGAAACUGCGAUUUAUGAGUGGCAUGCAUAGCUUUGCUAAAAUCACAGCAGCAGCUGUAGCAACAGCCUUUGAUCUCUCCAGGUUUAGAACAGCCUGUGACCUUGGAGGAUGCACUGGUGCCAUGGCCCAUGAGCUCGUCAAAGCCCAUCCAGGAAUGUCAGUAACCGUGUUUGACCUGCCUGCUGUUGUAGAAAUGAAAGAACAUUUCCUUCAACGUAACACAGACAAUAAGGUGUCUUUUGUUGCAGGAGACUUUCUUAAAGAUGAAUUGCCCAAAGCUGAUUUAUACAUUCUGGCAAGAGUACUCCAUGAUUUGACUGAUGAAAAGCUGCAUAUUCUUCUGAGUAAAAUUGCACAAACUGCUUCCUCAGGCUGUGGACUUCUUCUCAGCGAGAUCUUUCUGGACGAAGACCGAGGCGGUCCAAGUCGUGGGCUGCUGCAGGCCCUCAGCCUGAGUGAGGGCAAACAGAGAAGUGCCGGCGAGUACAAGCUGCUUUUGGAGAGGCACGGUUUCAUCACAGCACACACCAGACACACAGGACACCUCCUGGAUGCAAUGCUGUCCGUCAAAGCGUGAGGCAAAAGCAAAACCUUUCCUCACAUUACCAAUGUCGGUGAAGGUUCUCAUUCGUCAUGGUUACUAGACCUAAAAAAACCAAGGAAAAAACCAAAGUCUAGUAACCAUGACAACUUCUAGACUCACACUACAAACAAAUUUAUGAAACAAAAGAUAAUAUAAGUUUUUUAAAUAUUUGAAGAUUCAAGUAACAUUCCCGUUUGUACGGCGUUUCCAGCUGUAAUUGAACGUCUCUAUGUUCUUUGGCACCUGAAAAUGUGGACGGUUACUCCAACAUGCCUUUCUGAAAUGUUCCAUCUCUAUUAAAAGGUGGUGUUUUCUUCAUG